AUGACACGACGAACAAACAGCCGGGAGAAAGCAAGCGGGGGCAAAGGAGUACGAGUGCAGGUUCACGAACGCGAGCAGCCGGCCGGCACGGCGCGCGGCCGGGAGAGGGCGGCGGAGACUGAGAAACUGAAGAAGGAGCUGAUUGAUUUGAAACAGCAAACACAAGAAGAGAACAGGAAACUGGAAGACUAUUAUACCCAACAAAUAAAAGAACUGGAAGAGAAAUUUCAGAAAAAAGUUGGAGAAAUCAGCCAAAUUCAAGUAGAAUUGAAUUUAAUAAAGGAAUUCCACAAGGAGAAAGCAGCUAUGGAGAAAGAGCUGGAAGAUUUAAAGAAGAAUAUCAAGAUCUCAAACAGGAGACAUCAGGAAGAGGUCCUGCAACUGGAGAGGAGGUUUCUUGAAGAGAAGAAAAGACUAGAAGAAGAUGCUGAGAAGAAGCUAAUGAUGACAAGAGAGGCUGCUCGACAUGAAGCUGUUUUGCAGCUGAACAGCACUGAGAGACAGGUUUUUAAAGAGAACAUUCGUCUUCAUGGCGCUUCAUCUUAUCACCUGAAGGAGGCAACGGAGUUGCAGAAAAUGAAACAGAAGUUAGAGGAGGAUAAAAUUCUUCUGUCACAGGAAAAGGAAAUCGCUGAGAGUUUGAUGAGAAAAAAGAUCCAACAGAUCAACAAGCAGAAAGCACAGAUAGGAGAUCUGCAACAUAAAGUGGAGAAACUGGAGAUGGCCUUAUGUUACAAGACUAAAGAAUUUGAGACAAAGACUCAAAAAACACAGCAUCAGGCACUGAUAGAAAACCAGGCUAGCAUGGUCGAGAUCAAGAAACUGCAGCACCUGCUAGAAAUGAAGGAUCAGGAGAUGAACCGAGUGAAGAAACUAGCUCGGAAUAUCUUAAAUGAGAGGACUGAAGUGGAAAGGUUCUUCCUGGAUGCUCUGGACCAUGUGAAGCGGGAGAUCAUAGCCAGUAGAAAACACUAUAAGGAAAUGGCCCAAGCCGUUUAUUACAGGAAAAUGAUGGAGGCAUGUGCAGGGAAGGAAGAAUUUCCCAAAAUCAAAACAUUUAACAGCAACGUGAACAGCACAAAUAGUGUGUACAGAGACCUAGAAGAAGCAGAGAAAUGUUACUGGGAAAAUACCCAGUUUAAAAAAGUAGAUAUCAGUGAGUUGACAUGGGAACAAAAAGAGCGUGUCCUGAGAUUACUUUUUGCCAAAAUGAAUGACACAAAUCUACGGAAAUACAGGAGAGAUUUGGCUACUCCAACUCCAGCUCCUGCUGAUGCUAAAGAAGAAAAUAUAGCUAGGUAAGACACUAAAUAUUACUACACUAUUUAACAUCUCCAUUGUCCUGAUAAUGUAAUUCUCUCUGUCAUCCCGCCUCCUUUCGAAAUAAUUUAGUUUAUCUGAAGAUCUAUAUUGGUGUAUAUAGAUGUAUACAAAGAAAUGUAUGUGUGACAAGUGAGGAAUUUGUUACCUACUUUUAUAUUUCUGGUCACGGUGAUCUUUUAGUAGGGGGUCGACUCAGCUUUUCAUGACACACACACAAAAAUUAAAUUCUCAUGCCAUCUUAAAGCUUCUUCUUAUAAAAAAAACAGCUUUAGUAUUUUUAGAGAAAAAAAGUGAAAGGCUGUGGUUGUACAGAGAGCCAUAUUUUCAUCUAGAACACAGAUUUUUGAUUAAAUGACAAAAUAUAUUAAGCUGAUUUUGUAUUCAGUAUAGGAUCACUUAGAGGUAAUAGGCGUGUGUGAAGUACUGUAUGGGAACUGCUGAGUCAUGGCCUGAACCACUGAUUGAGCACCUGGGGAAAGGACCCGGU
This is a messenger RNA of Meleagris gallopavo (turkey), 1810 nucleotides long. The record is from RefSeq and is a predicted model, not a curated record. NCBI's taxonomy places the organism in Eukaryota, Metazoa, Chordata, Aves, Galliformes, Phasianidae.